Molecule: messenger RNA, 711 nt
Organism: Cercopithifilaria johnstoni
Lineage: Eukaryota; Metazoa; Nematoda; Chromadorea; Rhabditida; Onchocercidae
Source: the annotation of a GenBank genome assembly
AUGCUGUCAACAACUCAAUGUAUUAUAUGUGUUAUGCCUAUUUUUUCAUUUAAUCUUUCGGCAUUACACUGUGGCCAUACAUUUCAUUUGCGUUGCAUUAUGACAUGGUUAAGUAAUUCUAUUAAUUGUCCAAUUUGUCGCAGAGAGAUAACAGUAAGAGAACCAAUUAAGCCAUUAUUUAUUCGAGAAAGGACAAGAGAUCGAUUUAGGAAGAAUCGUUAUUUAGCUGCACUACAGAAUAUGGUGGUGUACCAAAGUCAUAUGAGUAGCCUAAGCUCAAAAGAAAUACAAGCCGCAUAUUUUUCCGGAGGAAUUGCAUUGCAAUGCCUUAUUCAAAAAUUUUAUGAAUUUGAAUUAAACACUACCUUAUGGAAAAAAGCAAAACGAUGUCCUCUCUGUAUGGAACAUCUUCUCGCAAAGGAUACUUAUCAUUCGCAAUGUGGUCAUUCGCUUCAUAAACAUUGUUUCGAAAAAUGGAUAAACAUUGAUACGGAAUGUCAGGUUUGUCGUAAGAAAGCAAUAUUCGAAAGUAUGGAUGACGAUUUGUUGCGAAUAUUGAGCGAAGAGACUUUUCCGUUUAAUCAGGACAAUUUAAAUGAGCCAAUAGAUGAGGCUGAACGUGAAUCGGAUAAACUUCUAAGAGAGAAUACCGCUUCACAUCUGAAGAUAAUGCAAGCUGCCAUGUUGUUAGAAACAGCAUUGAAACUCUAA